AUGAAUAGCACCAAUAGCACAGAUUCAUUUGAUAAAGGAUUUUAUCUAGUUGCUUACAAUUCUUUGGGCAAUAAGAACUACCUGAUAUUGGCAUUAGGAAUUAUCUACCUGCUCACACUGCUAUGUAAUUUUACUCUUCUGGCUAUAAUCCUGAUGAACUCCAGUUUACAGAACCCCAAGUUUCUUGCGGUUUUUAACCUCGCUGUAGUUGACAUUUCUAUAAACAGUGUUAUUAUUCCACAAAUGGUUCCUGUGUUUGUAUUUAACCUUAAUCACAUCAGUUUUGAAUCAUGCUUCUCCCAGAUGUUUUUCAUGCACUUUUUUGGUGACAUGGAGUCCUUUUCACUGGCUCUAUUGGCUUAUGAUCGCCUGAUUGCUAUCUGCUUUCCUUUACGCUACCCUACUAUCAAUACUAAUGUGUGGAUGGUGCUCAUCAUAGCCAGCCUGUGGUGUCUGGUUUUUUUGAUUGAGCUUUACCCUGUAGCUCUGGCCAGUGGUCUCUCCUACUGUAGAUCAAGGGUGGUUCCCAGCUGUUGUUGUGAGCAUGGCCCAGUUUAUAACCUAGCCUGUGGAGAUAUUUCUUAUAACAAGAGACUGGCACUUGCUAAAACGUUAGUUGUCCUGCUUGGUCCUUUGACUUUCAUCAUUUGCUCUUAUGUCAUAGUGGUGGUGGCAGUCUUGCGAAUAGCGUCUCCGACACAAUGCUGGAAGGCCUUCAACACCUGUCUUACUCACAUGAUCUUGGUCCUCAUUUAUUAUCUGCCAAUCAUUUUGGCUUACAUACUAGGGAACUUGAAAUUACUGCAAUCAGCUGAUCUUUACACAGCAGGUCUAACAGUCUGUGUCACAUUGCCAGCGAUGUUAAACCCUAUCAUAUAUAGCUUAAAGACUGAGGAACUGCAAGACAAGUUGCUGAAAUUUAUUAAGCCGCAAAAAGUGUCAAAUACAGUCUAA
This is a messenger RNA of Ictalurus punctatus (channel catfish), 954 nucleotides long. Its product is annotated as odorant receptor, family 40, subfamily A, member 1. The record is from RefSeq and is marked provisional. Lineage: Eukaryota; Metazoa; Chordata; Actinopteri; Siluriformes; Ictaluridae. Gene Ontology annotation, biological process: G protein-coupled receptor signaling pathway. Gene Ontology annotation, molecular function: olfactory receptor activity; G protein-coupled receptor activity. Gene Ontology annotation, cellular component: membrane.